Messenger RNA from Phytophthora sojae, 675 nucleotides. RefSeq lists its product as hypothetical. The coding region runs from base 53 to 550 and encodes 165 amino acids. Lineage: Eukaryota; Oomycota; Peronosporomycetes; Peronosporales; Peronosporaceae. The record is from RefSeq and is a predicted model, not a curated record. Gene Ontology annotation, biological process: translation. Gene Ontology annotation, cellular component: ribosome; cytosolic large ribosomal subunit. The transcript has a single exon. Gene Ontology annotation, molecular function: structural constituent of ribosome; large ribosomal subunit rRNA binding.
UCUCAAUCCCCGAAGCUUCUUCCCCCCUUUACUCGCAUCCUCUAUAAACACCAUGGGCGCUCCACCUCCGGCUGGCGAAGAGAAGGUCGUCGUUCUGCGUACGGUGGGCGGCGAGGUUGCCCCCGCUUCGGCUCUGGCCCCCAAGGUCGGUCCGCUCGGUCUCUCCCCCAAGAAGAUCGGUGAGGACAUCUGCAAGGCCACCAAGGACUGGAAGGGACUGAACGUGACGGUCAAGCUCACGAUCGUCAACCGUCAGGCCACGGUCACGCUGAUCCCCAGCGCCUCGUCGCUGCUGGUCAAGGAGCUCAAGGAGCCCCCGCGUGACCGCAAGAAGGUCAAGAACAUCAAGCACGACGGCAACCUGUCCCUGGACCAGGUCAUCGGCGUGGCCCGCGUCAUGCGCGAGCGCUCGAUGGCCCGCAACCUGGCCGGCACGGUCAAGGAGAUCCUGGGCACGGCUGCGUCGCUCGGCUGCACGGUCAACGGCGAGGCCCCCACGGAGAUCCAGCGCCUCAUCACCGAGGGCGAGCUGGACAUCCCGGAGAACUAAGCGGCUUCUGGAUGACAGGUCACACCUUGCCGAUGGAUUUCUACGCGGACUUGUAGCGGUGUAACGAUCGGCUUCUGCUGCUGAUCGCCGACCAAUACGACCCUGGGAACUUUUUUGCAGAGCGA